Messenger RNA from Mus caroli (Ryukyu mouse), 3989 nucleotides. RefSeq names its product prolyl 4-hydroxylase subunit alpha 1 (gene P4ha1). Gene Ontology annotation, cellular component: endoplasmic reticulum. Gene Ontology annotation, biological process: peptidyl-proline hydroxylation to 4-hydroxy-L-proline. Gene Ontology annotation, molecular function: iron ion binding; procollagen-proline 4-dioxygenase activity; L-ascorbic acid binding. The record is from RefSeq and is a predicted model, not a curated record. Lineage: Eukaryota; Metazoa; Chordata; Mammalia; Rodentia; Muridae.
GCCCCCUCUCCGGCGCGCCGGCGCGGCAGGGGAAUAUAAAAGAGACGCCUGGCUCCCUCUGCUGCCCAGUCGCACUGCCAGCAGGCUGAGGGCGUCAGGGAGCUAGCUAGCGGGGACUGCAGGCGACAGGACUGACCCGAGCCGAGCUGUCGCCUUCCUCACGGCCCGCUAUCCAGGUGUGUGAACCUGUGAAGUGCCCCAAGAUGAUCUGGGUUGUUUUAAUGAUGGCGAUUCUACUUCCUCAGUCUUUAGCCCAUCCAGGGUUUUUUACGUCAAUUGGUCAGAUGACUGACUUGAUCCAUAAUGAGAAAGACCUGGUGACAUCACUAAAAGAUUAUAUUAAAGCAGAAGAGGACAAGUUAGAGCAAAUCAAAAAAUGGGCAGAAAAGUUAGACCGGCUAACGAGUACAGCAACAAAAGACCCAGAGGGGUUUGUUGGGCAUCCUGUAAACGCAUUCAAGUUAAUGAAACGUCUGAACACUGAGUGGAGUGAGUUGGAGAAUCUGAUCCUCAAGGACAUGUCGGAUGGCUUCAUCUCUAACCUAACCAUUCAGAGGCAGUACUUCCCUAAUGAUGAAGAUCAGGUUGGAGCUGCUAAAGCUCUGUUCCGUCUGCAAGACACCUACAAUCUGGACACCAAUACCAUCUCAAAGGGGAAUCUCCCAGGAGUGCAACACAAGUCUUUCCUGUCAGCCGAGGACUGCUUUGAGCUGGGCAAAGUGGCCUACACAGAGGCAGAUUAUUACCACACAGAGCUGUGGAUGGAGCAGGCUCUGACGCAGCUGGAGGAGGGAGAGCUGUCUACUGUGGAUAAAGUCUCUGUUCUGGAUUACCUGAGCUACGCGGUGUACCAGCAGGGAGACCUGGAUAAGGCGCUUCUGCUCACCAAGAGGCUUCUCGAGCUAGAUCCUGAACAUCAGAGAGCUAAUGGUAACUUAGUAUAUUUUGAGUAUAUAAUGAGUAAAGAAAAAGAUGCCAAUAAGUCUGCUUCGGGUGACCAAUCUGAUCAGAAAACUACACCAAAGAAAAAAGGGAUUGCUGUGGAUUACCUGCCAGAGAGACAGAAGUACGAAAUGCUGUGCCGUGGGGAGGGUAUCAAAAUGACUCCCCGGAGACAGAAAAGACUGUUCUGCCGCUACCAUGAUGGGAACCGGAAUCCUAAGUUCAUCCUGGCCCCAGUCAAGCAGGAGGACGAGUGGGACAAGCCCCGGAUUAUCCGUUUCCAUGACAUCAUCUCUGACGCGGAGAUUGAGAUUGUCAAAGACUUAGCAAAACCAAGGCUGAGGCGAGCCACCAUUUCAAACCCAGUAACAGGAGCCUUGGAGACGGUACAUUACAGAAUUAGCAAAAGUGCUUGGCUGUCUGGCUACGAAGACCCUGUGGUAUCUCGAAUUAAUAUGAGAAUACAAGAUCUCACAGGACUGGAUGUUUCUACAGCCGAGGAGUUACAGGUAGCAAAUUAUGGAGUUGGAGGACAGUAUGAGCCCCAUUUUGACUUUGCAAGGAAAGAUGAGCCGGAUGCCUUUAGAGAGCUUGGGACAGGAAAUAGGAUUGCCACGUGGUUGUUCUAUAUGAGCGAUGUGUCUGCUGGAGGAGCUACUGUUUUUCCUGAAGUGGGAGCCAGUGUUUGGCCCAAAAAAGGCACUGCUGUCUUCUGGUAUAAUCUGUUUGCCAGUGGGGAAGGAGAUUACAGUACACGGCAUGCAGCCUGUCCCGUGCUAGUUGGAAACAAAUGGGUAUCCAACAAAUGGCUCCAUGAACGUGGACAAGAAUUUCGAAGGCCGUGCACCCUGUCAGAAUUGGAAUGACAACCAGGCUUCCCUUGGCUCCUGUUGUCCUCUAACGCACCAGGCACGAUCGCUGAUUAUAACUCUCAGACGUUUACAGCUGACUAACACUCCAUGAUUAAUAGGGUCAUGAGCCUCAUCCUCGUGUCUCAUCUGUGGACAAUCACUUAUUUUGUGGAUUUUUUUUUUUAAUUAGCUCAAUCACCACACUAUGUAAAACUUAUGGUUCACUUAUCACAGGAUACAGGACAUUUAAAAUGAGGAACCUAAUCUUGUGUUUAAAAGAGCUUUUGGUUAAUUUUUUUUAAAAAGCAUUCAGGAGUAGAUUUCACCACAUAUCAGGAGCUGGUGGAGCAGGCGAGGCUGUGUGGCAGGCGAGCAGAUGCCUGUGGUCAUACAGACGGCAGGCAUGCAGACGCCCGUGCGCUGCUCUUCCGCUGUGUGGACUGCUGAGCACUGGUAACUAACUAGGGCCCAGUCAGGUCUGCUAUUCCACCUGCAGAGAUCCUAUUACUUAAACUCUUUUUAUCAAAUCCCCCUCCUCACCACGGUGAAUUCAGCCAGUCUGAGAAAAUUACUUUGUUCAAAAAGUCCUGCAGAACUGGCCCCCCAACCGGAUGCUCAGACUUCGCCCUUUCCCUCAGUGACUGCUGGUUGUCCGAGACUGUUCCAAGUGCCGAUCCGCUGCAGCAGGCGCUGGUGUCGGCAUUCUGAUUAAAUUCUGUGCCUUAGGAGACGGGGAGUUAGAAAAUGGACAGGUCCUUGUACUGAGGGAGUUGAUUUUUAAAAAGAAAUGUUUUAUAAGAAGCCAAGAUGUUUGUUUUUUCCAUUCUGAAAUGUGUUAUGAUAACAAUGACCUAUUUAUGAUCUUAAAUCUUUUUUUUUUUUAAAACAGUCUCUGUGUGGUAUUUUCAUGUUUAAAUCCAAAUGUAAGAAUUGAGUGCUACUCCCAGGCCCAUUCUAAUUUACUUCUUUACUGCAUAGAGCUUAGAUUUACUAUUCAUGGUUAAACAUUCGUCACCCAGAACAGGCUUCCUUGGGAUAAGCUUCGGAGCAUUUGUCCCAAGACGGUGACGCUUUGGUAUGAGUUGUUACAGUAAAGACACUUGCAGUUUCUCUUAGUCAGAAGCAGGAACGUGGUCUUGAGGCCCUGCACUUGAUGAAUAUGAAGGAAUUCUUUACACGGGGCUCCAGCUCAUUUUAAUUCUCUGGGAAAGUAGAUAUUAAAAUGAGCUGUGUCCAUCACAAGGAUUUUAGCAAAAAAUAUCAAAGAUUAAGUUCAGCAAUUUAAACUGAUUUUAUAACCAAACUGUUUUAAAAAACAAACAGGCUGGAAAUGGUGGGCCCAUAUCUUUGGUCCUAGCACUUAGGAGGCAGCAGCAGCAGAAUCUCUCUGAGUUCAAAGACAGCCUGACCUACAUAGUGAGUUCUGGGUCAGCCAGGGCUACAUAGAGAGAUCCCAUCUCAAAAACAGGCAAAACAAGUUCUUUUAUAGCUUAGUCAGAGCACCAGUGUGAGUCCCUGGCUUCCAUUCCCACUACCAAAACCCUGUGUUCUAGCUAACAUGAACGCAACAGAUUUUACAAGUGAAAUGGGGAUUUCAAGGCGAAAAAACAGUUCUGUCACAAGGUGUUAGCAAGUAGCUUGUAAGUUAGGAAGCUAACAUAUGCAUCAGCCUGCCUGUAUCCUGAGUCCUGAUGAGAAAGUGGGGACUUUGUUGAAACCAGCAAUGGCCUAUAAACACGUGAAGAAACACUCCACCUCUGGGCCUUUAAGGAGAUCAGCAGUGUUAACCCAGGGUCCUAUCAGGACAGUAAAGUUGCCUAGAAUGUGUGAGAUCUGUUAUUAUGGAAAAGUUCCUCACAAUUCGACUUCCUAUCAUCAGUUUCUGAGUAUGAAAUGAAGACGGGGUGGAAUGUUUAUACCAGUGCUCAUAACAGGAUUAUUUGUAAUCACCGUAAAGAGGAAGCCACCUAUGUUGAGAAACAGGUGAGUGGAGAAACGAUGGCAUGUGCAUUAGAAAAAUAGCCACAGCCAAUUCACCCCGCUCAACAUGGACGAGCCCACUUACACGAGAUCCCUAGAGGAGCCGAUGGUGCCUGAGCCGAGAUGAGAUACUUGGGGUUAGCAUUUACUGGGUGUGUUGCACAGCAAUGUAAUACAUUUACUGUGAUCUCAAUACACUCUUUGACUUCAGAUUUA